Molecule: messenger RNA, 576 nt
Organism: Suillus paluster
Lineage: Eukaryota; Fungi; Basidiomycota; Agaricomycetes; Boletales; Suillaceae
Exons: 5
Coding region: 1-576 (191 amino acids)
Source: RefSeq, a predicted model, not a curated record
AUGGACAUUGUCGAGCGACGCGUUGAUGUCGGCUCGUCAGUUGGCGGUCAACAAGGAGCCCGACACGACUCAUAUAGUGUCAUUCUUUUUCAGUCUUCCAUUACAAAUGCCUUCGUAAACGAUUUCGUCAGUUCUCCCGAUCAAUUACUAGACGCUGUUUUGCGUUAUGAUGCUGAUGGAGGCACCAACUUCACUGUUGCGGUUCAGCAGGCCCAAUCAGUCAUGGAACAACAUUGGAGCACAGAAUGGAGCCCUGUAAUGAUAUUCUUGUCGGAUGGCGAGUGCCAUAUCGCAGACCAGACUGUUCAAGAUUUGUGUCAUUCCGCGGUUCGUCUUGGCAAAGCAUUGUCAUUUCACGCAGUAUCAUUUGGUCCAGAUGGAUCUUCUACUUCCUUGCGGAGAAUGACUCAAAUUGCACUUGGCAUCCAAAACAAUGCCCCAAGAGAUCCUCUGGCCCCAGCAGCGGCAACAGCCGCGUCUUCAUACACGCAGGCCUUAGACACGAUCCAACUUGCCGAAACGUUCCUAGGAAUCGCAGAAUCGCUCAGAAAGCCGAGAGGGUCUCUCAUCCACUGA